Molecule: messenger RNA, 1477 nt
Organism: Girardinichthys multiradiatus
Lineage: Eukaryota; Metazoa; Chordata; Actinopteri; Cyprinodontiformes; Goodeidae
Product: prohibitin 1
Exons: 7
Coding region: 68-883 (271 amino acids)
Biological process (GO): mitochondrion organization
Cellular component (GO): membrane; mitochondrion
Source: RefSeq, a predicted model, not a curated record
UUCAUGUGUUGUACGUCGUGUCCGGUGGAGGUCACAGUCAUUGGAGCAGAGUGAGGUUGUUGCUGACAUGGCCAAGCUGUUUGAGUCCAUUGGAAAGUUGGGGCUCGCCCUCGCCAUCGGUGGAGGUGUUGUGAACUCCGCCCUCUUUAAUGUUGAUGCAGGGCAUCAGGCUGUAAUAUUUGACAGAUUCCGUGGUGUACAGGAUGUAGUCGUUGGUGAAGGCACUCACUUCCUCAUUCCUUGGGUUCAGAAGCCCAUCAUCUUUGAUUGUCGAUCCCGUCCACGCAAUGUGCCUGUCAUCACUGGCAGCAAAGAUCUGCAGAAUGUUAACAUCACACUGCGUAUCCUCUUCCGGCCGGUGACGACCCAGCUGCCCCGUAUCUUCACCAGUAUUGGUGAAGAUUACGAUGAGAGGGUGCUACCGUCCAUCACCACAGAGGUCUUAAAGGCUGUUGUCGCUCGGUUUGAUGCAGGGGAGCUCAUCACUCAGAGAGAACUUGUGUCUCGGCAGGUCAGUGAGGACCUUACGGAAAGGGCUUCCACCUUCGGGCUCAUCUUGGAUGACGUAUCACUGACACACUUGACCUUUGGUAAGGAAUUCACAGAGGCUGUUGAGAUGAAGCAGGUGGCCCAGCAGGAGGCUGAGAGAGCCCGUUUUGUUGUAGAAAAGGCCGAGCAACAGAAGCAGGCUACCAUCAUUUCAGCAGAGGGAGAUUCUCAGGCCGCCUUGCUCAUUGCCAACUCCCUGAUGGAUGCCGGUGAUGGUUUGGUGGAGCUUCGUAAGCUGGAGGCCGCAGAAGAUAUCGCCUUUCAGCUCUCACGCUCCCGCAAUGUCACUUACCUGCCGGCAGGACAGGGCACGUUGCUGCAGCUGCCUCAGUGAUAGCAUCCUACUCCCACUUUCCCCAGCUGUGACAUGGGCCAUGGAGGGGCUGGCAUAAAGAUUCAGCUGAUGGUUCUUGCAUCUUCACUUGCAUUCCUCCCACUCUUUCUCAAACUGCCACUGGACUGGGCCUUGCUGUUUGCAGCAUGGUGGGGGAUAGAGUGAGAGGUCUGUGAAUACAUUUAUAGGGUCCACUCUUGUGUAUGGAAGUUUAGGGGAGAAUUACUCCAUCUUCGAUGAUCUAAACAUAUAGUACUUUGAGAAAGAUCACUAGUGCAGUUAAUUUGAAUUGCAGCUAUGUCACAGAAUGGGAGCAAUGCAUGUGUGGAAAGCAACAUUUUAGCAUAAAGAAAACUGUGAUGUUGUUGUGCUGGAAGGUUUAUUUGUGAUCUCAAACAAAAGGCUCCCUGAUGGUUUCAUUCUUUCACUUUGGUUGGGUUGUUUUUCCACAAAUAUUGCCAUCUUGUAUGAAUUAGGAUGUACCUAUCGAAAAUUAAAGUGUAUGCUCUGUCUUUAGUUUUCAUUGGCAUUGUAAGGAAAGCCCCAUGACUCAGAAAUGACUUAAGUUAAUAAAGAUGUCUUUCUACUUCCCAA